Messenger RNA from Aspergillus tubingensis, 1077 nucleotides. Its product is annotated as NAD(P)-dependent alcohol dehydrogenase. The record is from RefSeq and is a predicted model, not a curated record. Gene Ontology annotation, biological process: D-sorbitol catabolic process. Gene Ontology annotation, molecular function: L-iditol 2-dehydrogenase (NAD+) activity; zinc ion binding. The transcript is spliced from 3 exons. The coding region runs from base 1 to 1077 and encodes 358 amino acids. NCBI's taxonomy places the organism in Eukaryota, Fungi, Ascomycota, Eurotiomycetes, Eurotiales, Aspergillaceae.
AUGGAGAUCAUCCAACAAAAACCCACCAACUACGCCAUCCACACCAGCCCAGCCAACGACCUGCGGCUAGUGGAAUGCGAAAUCCCCAAGAUCGCACCAACCGAGUGCCUAGUGCACGUUCGCGCGACCGGAAUCUGUGGCUCUGAUGUGCACUUCUGGAAACAUGGGCAUAUUGGACCCAUGAUCGUGACGGGCGACAACGGACUAGGGCACGAGAGUGCCGGCGUGGUACUACAAGUCGGCGAGGCCGUUACACGCUUCAAGCCUGGUGAUCGCGUCGCCCUCGAAUGCGGCGUCCCCUGCUCCAAACCCACCUGCGACUUCUGCCGAACAGGUCUCUACCACGCCUGUCCGGACGUGGUCUUCUUCUCCACACCUCCGCACCAUGGUACCCUUCGCAGAUACCACGCCCACCCUGAGGCCUGGCUCCACAAGAUCCCCGACCACGUUUCCUUCGAAGAGGGCUCCCUUCUCGAGCCACUGACCGUCGCGCUGGCGGGUAUUGAUCGCUCUGGAUUACGACUCGCUGAUCCACUAGUUAUAUGCGGCGCAGGACCCAUCGGUCUGGUCACUCUACUCGCUGCCAACGCCGCUGGCGCUGAGCCCAUCGUCAUCACCGACCUCGAUGAGAACCUUCUCGCGAAAGCAAAGGAGCUGGUGCCCCGCGUCCGACCAGUCAAGGUAGAGAGGGGCGAGAGCUCGGCGGAUCUCGGUCAACGGAUCAUAUCCGAGCUGGGACAGGAGGCGAAGCUUGUGAUGGAGUGUACGGGUGUGGAGAGUAGUGUGCAUGCUGGUAUCUAUGCCACCCGCUUCGGAGGCACCGUGUUCGUGAUCGGAGUCGGAAAAGACUUCCAGAACAUCCCGUUCAUGCACAUGUCCGCCAAGGAAAUCAACCUCAAGUUCCAGUACAGGUACCAUGAUAUCUACCCCAAGUCGAUUGCUCUAGUCGCUGCGGGUAUGAUUGAUCUUAAGCCGCUGGUGUCACAUCGGUAUAAGCUGGAGGAGGGGUUGCAGGCGUUUGAUACGGCUAGUAACCCUCGUUCGGGGGCGAUUAAGGUGCAGAUUUUGGAUGAUUAG